Messenger RNA from Ochotona princeps (American pika), 279 nucleotides. Its product is annotated as small ribosomal subunit protein eS27-like. Lineage: Eukaryota; Metazoa; Chordata; Mammalia; Lagomorpha; Ochotonidae. Gene Ontology annotation, cellular component: cytosolic small ribosomal subunit; ribosome. Gene Ontology annotation, molecular function: structural constituent of ribosome; RNA binding. The record is from RefSeq and is a predicted model, not a curated record. Gene Ontology annotation, biological process: translation; ribosomal small subunit assembly. The transcript has a single exon. Bases 1 to 279 code for a protein of 92 amino acids.
AUGGCCUUUCUGACACUGACGACCUCCCCACGCAAACAUGCCAAGGAUCUUCUGCAUCCCUCUCCAGAGAAGAGGAAGUGCAAGAAGGAACUCCUGGUGCAGAGCCCCAAGUCCUACCUCAUGGAUGUCAAGUGCCCACAAUGCUACAAAAUCAUCACUGCUUUUAGCCACGCAGAAACAGCUGUUUUGUGUAUUGUUUGCUCCACUGUCCUCUGCCAGCCCACGGGAGGCAAAGUGAGGCUUACAGAAGGAUGUUCCUUCAGAAGGAUUCAGCACUAA